UUGCCUUCCUAUAAAUAGCCCAAGCAGAUCAUCGAGUCUUCUAACGAACAAAAAAACAUACACUAAAGCUACAUAUUCUUUAAGAUACAUAAUUUCUCGAUUGUCCUGAGCCCUCAGAUCAAAAUCUGACCAUGGACAAGGUGAUGAGAAUGUCAUCGGAGAAAGGAGUCGUAAUCUUCACGAAAAGCUCAUGCUGUCUCUGCUACGCCGUGCAAAUCCUUUUCCGUGACCUUAGGGUUCAACCAACAAUCCACGAGAUCGACAACGAUCCUGACUGCCGAGAGAUUGAGAAGGCCUUAGUUCGUCUUGGCUGCGCCAACGCGGUUCCUGCGGUCUUUGUAAGUGGCAAGCUCGUGGGUUCGACCAACGAUGUCAUGUCGCUUCACCUAAGUGGCUCUCUCGUUCCCUUGAUCAAGCCGUAUCAGUCAUUUCAUAACUAGAAAAACAAUCGAUGCAUAAGAAAGAUAAUUAGUAUACGUUAAUUGGAUAGUGAGAAUAAUGAUGGAAAGAUAUCACGUAAAUGUGUAUCAGGUUCUUAUUUAUAUCGAGUUUAGCUUAUGUCUAAGAAAUUAAUUAGCUAGCUUUGUAUUUCCAGCUUAACUAAUCGGUGGAUGUACUGAUCUAUGUGUGUUAUCUAUUUAAUGGAAAAAUUAUUGAUCAAAUGUUAUACUGUAUUUCGUUU
Arabidopsis lyrata subsp. lyrata is the source of this 682-nucleotide messenger RNA. Its product is annotated as glutaredoxin-C14. The transcript has a single exon. The record is from RefSeq and is a predicted model, not a curated record. Bases 132 to 440 code for a protein of 102 amino acids. Gene Ontology annotation, cellular component: cytoplasm; nucleus. Lineage: Eukaryota; Viridiplantae; Streptophyta; Magnoliopsida; Brassicales; Brassicaceae.